Molecule: messenger RNA, 981 nt
Organism: Scleropages formosus (Asian bonytongue)
Lineage: Eukaryota; Metazoa; Chordata; Actinopteri; Osteoglossiformes; Osteoglossidae
Product: olfactory receptor 2AT4-like
Exons: 1
Coding region: 1-981 (326 amino acids)
Biological process (GO): G protein-coupled receptor signaling pathway
Cellular component (GO): membrane
Molecular function (GO): G protein-coupled receptor activity; olfactory receptor activity
Source: RefSeq, a predicted model, not a curated record
AUGUCUGUGGAAAACCAAACUUCUGCAACAGAUUUUUUCAUUGUGGGAUUUCCUGGACUUCAACAGAACUACUAUGGACUUGUAGGCACUGUCUUUUUCUUGGUCUAUUUCUUCACUUUAGUGGGAAAUGCAGCAUUUCUGGUACUGUUUACAACAGAUCGGAAUCUCCACAAACCCAUGUAUGUUCUCACCUUAAACCUUGCUGUGUCCGAUGUGCUGUUCAGUACCACCACUUUGCCAAAGAUCAUAGCCAAAUACUGGUUUCAGGCAGGAACCAUUUCAUUCACUGGCUGCUUUGUACAGAUGGCCUGUGUGCACUAUUUUGCAACAGUGAGCAGCUUCAUAUUAUUAAUAAUGGCUUUAGACAGAUAUAUAGCGAUUUGUUACCCAUUGAGAUAUCCAAAAAUCAUUACCAGUGAUAUAAUUUUAAUUCUUAGUAUCACUUCAUGGGUGCUUUCAAUUGCAAGCCCAAUAAUAGCAGUAAUUAGGGCAUAUCCCCAGUCUUACUGUACUUCUCACACAAUCAUUCAGUGUUUCUGUGAUCUCAUUUCGGUCACAGCUUUGGCAUGUGUUAAUCAGACUUCUCAGUCUUUCUCAGUUUUGGUUUACGCUAUGGUUGUACUAAUGGUCCCAUUUGUCUUUAUUUUAUUAACAUACUGCCGCAUCAUUGCGGCAGUGCUUCAAAUUGCUAACACCAAUGAGCGUCUGAAAAGCCUUUCAACCUGCAGCCCUCAGCUAGUCAUAGUAGCCCUCUACUUCCUCCCACGGUGUUUUGUGUACCUGGCUCAUAAUGUGGGUAUUAAAUUCAGUACAGAUGUGCGUAUUGCCAUCAUCGUGUUAUACAGUCUGCUCCCCCCUAUGGUGAACCCACUCAUUUACUGCUUAAGGACUAAAGAAGUGAAACAGAGUUUGAUCAAAGCAUUCAGAAGACAACAUGUUCGCAUUCAGAAAAUGAAUAUUGUUCUUACUCUUUCUAAAUAA